AUGUCGCUUACUUGGCACGGGGGGUAUCGGGUGAACGACAGUGGGAUGAGGAGCAGACAUGUCGGCAGCAAUGGAUUCACGGGUAGUGUGAUGGAUCUCCAAGAUUCGCCUUUCCGCGGCAUGGGAUUGCCCAGCCGCGAGGAGAUCGACGCGGUAUUGAAGGUCCAGAAGAAAGAUGACAGCAGCGUGACGGCGAAGAUCCAGGGCAAGCAAUCGAAUCCGUCUUCUGCGCAUGCCGGCGAGCCCCACGGAAGCCCACGGUGGCCCGUCCACAGAGGCGAAAUAUCGCCAGAAGGGGUCGGUCCGGGCGGACGGAUGUGGCUCGAGCUCGGACGUUAUGCAACAUACGUCGAUGUGGCCUUGGGCCUCACAAGGCACUGGACCCUGAAUAAGCUCCAGUCGAUGGCAGUCUUGCUACCGGCGGUGUUUCUUGACGAGCGCGGCACACGGCUGCAGGAAGAAGGGGGUCGGCAGCAUUUCCAAUACAUCGGCGGCGAGGGCGGCACCGGCAAGUCUCGCGUCAUACACGCCAUCAAGGACAUGUUCCGGCUGAAGGACGGUCUCCACACGCUGCUCCUGACGGGCGCCAGCGGUAAUGCGGCCGCGCUUAUCGGCGGAGUGACGCUGCACUCGGCGGCAAAUAUUGCGUUUGAGGGCAGGGCAGCGACAGCAAGGAACAUCUCGGAAGAAGAGAAGCUGCGGUGGAAAAACAUGAUCAUGCUGGUUAUCGACGAGAUCAGCCAGGUGGGCGGUCUCACGCUCGCGGCGGUGGACAGCCGCCUGAAGCAGUACAGAGACGACCACCAUCGACCGUUCGGCGGGAUCCCAAUGGUCAUGUUCUUUGGUGAUUUCUUCCAGUUCGACCCCAUCCUGCAGACCAGCCUCCUCUUGCCAACGCCUAGGGACCCCGGUGGACAGAGACCGGACAGCGCUGCAAAGCACCUAGCAGCGCAUAAGCUGUUCCUCCAGUUCACGAACGUCGUCAUCCUCCGCGAACAGGUCCGCGCGGCCGGCUGUCCAAGGUUGCGGGGUUUCCUUCCGCGCCUGCGCAAUGGCGAGCAAACCGAGCUAGACUUCCAGCGGCUAUGUCAGCGCGUCUAUACACCGUCGAGCGAGUCCUCCUUCGUAGAUGGCUUGAGAGCCAUCACGCCUCUGAACCAAGACCGGUGGGACAUGAACAUGGCGGCCGUCGUCCAGUGGGCUCGUGCCCACGGCAAGCACAUCUCCAUCUUUGUGGCCAAGCACGAUACCGAUUCGGGGAAGCGACUAAGUGUGGAAGAGCUGUGCCGCGUGCUUCGCUACGGAGACGACUCCCAGCUGCCAACCCCGGGCUUGUUCUUCUACGCUCAAGGGAUGCCGGUGGUGGUGACUCGCAACCAGUUUGUCGGGCUAAAGGUGGUCAACGGGGCACCUUUCAAGGCCGUCGACAUCUUCCCCGACCUCGCAGCCGGCACCAUCGCGCUCGCCAACGACGUGACUCUCCAUCUCGGGCCACCCGUGGCCGUCCUCCUCGAGUCGGAGGAUACCGCCGGUCUGGCCAUUCCCGGGCUCCCGAACGGCACAAUCUUGAUCAAGAGCAAGACGGUCGCCAUCCCGAGCCAUAUGCGGGGCAAAGAAGGCAGAUGGAGGGGCAAGCCAGGUUUCAGGUGGGUCACCCACCGAACGGGGUCUCUUUGCACCCCGGCCUUCGCCAUGACAGAUCAGAAGAGCCAGGGCAAGCAGUUCUCCAACGUCCUCGUCAAUCUCAAAGGCGUCCACUCCAGCGGUACGGCGACGCGGCCCAGCUUCAUGAGCCUGUACGUGCAGCUGUCGAGGGCGCAGAGCUGGGACGGGCUGCAUUUGUUUCGGAAACCGGGGCGCGGCGACUUCAUCGAGCCCAAGAAUGUGCUGGACAAAGACAUGAGGGAGGCCAUCCUCAAGCUGGAACGGCGGGGCGAGGAGACCAGGCGGCGGUUCGAGCAGGACCACAGGCACGAGUCGUGGUUUCAAGAAUGGGCUGCCAUGCCUGAAUCUGGCCAAGGGACUGAAACCGAUGACGUAGAGGGCGCGGCGCUCUGGCGAGACCCUGGGGUUCCCGAGCCCGAAUCGUAG
Messenger RNA from Chaetomium globosum CBS 148.51, 2091 nucleotides. RefSeq lists its product as uncharacterized. The record is from RefSeq and is a predicted model, not a curated record. The transcript is spliced from 2 exons. NCBI's taxonomy places the organism in Eukaryota, Fungi, Ascomycota, Sordariomycetes, Sordariales, Chaetomiaceae. Gene Ontology annotation, molecular function: DNA helicase activity. Bases 1 to 2091 code for a protein of 696 amino acids. Gene Ontology annotation, biological process: telomere maintenance; DNA repair.